Messenger RNA from Synchiropus splendidus (mandarinfish), 794 nucleotides. RefSeq names its product mitochondrial ribosomal protein L18 (gene mrpl18). Gene Ontology annotation, molecular function: 5S rRNA binding; structural constituent of ribosome. NCBI's taxonomy places the organism in Eukaryota, Metazoa, Chordata, Actinopteri, Syngnathiformes, Callionymidae. Gene Ontology annotation, cellular component: ribosome; mitochondrion. The record is from RefSeq and is a predicted model, not a curated record. Bases 139 to 705 code for a protein of 188 amino acids. Gene Ontology annotation, biological process: translation. The transcript is spliced from 4 exons.
AGUAGUUCGAAUGUCAACUAUGGCGUCGGACAUGUCAAUGUUGUGCAUGAAGGCAUUUUAAUCUGAAGGGAAGGUUGACAUCCAGUGGCAUGUCGAGAUAAAACUGUCGCGCAGACCUGCUGUUUAGUUAAAGAAGCGAUGGCUGUGAGUGGAAUCCGGCGAAGUUUCCGACUGCUGUUCGGUCAUAUUCGACAAAGUCCGCUGGUCGCCUCAAGUCAUUCAGCUCGCUGUGUGAGUCGCUCUGCCGCCCAGCCGGAGCCCAGCAAGGAUGAAAAUGAAGCUGUCAACCAGACCUUCGUCAACAGGAAUCCAAGGAACCUGGAGCAGAUGAGACUGGCUAUCAAGGACCGCGGCUGGAAGACCACGUGGCCCCACAGAGAGUUCUACCACAGACUACAGUUUUCCCGCUCUCAGCAUCAUGUGACAGCCGAGGUCUUCUCCGGUAGCUCCACCGUCCCGGUCGUCUCCUGCUCCACGAAGGAGUGGGCCAUCAAAAAGGAGCUGCCGUCCACCCGCUGUGUGGCGGCGUGUCAGGCUGUGGGCGAGGUGCUGGCUCACAGAUGCAAGCAGGCCGGCAUCACCAGGAUGGUCUACCGGGCCAUUCCCUGGACGUACCGCUCCGAUGCUGUCCAGACCUUCAGGACUGCCAUGAAGGAGGGAGGCAUCACCCUCAGUGAGCCCAGGAGGAAAUACACUGGCUCCUGAUCUCUGGUCUUUACCGCUUGUUGUUUUGUGUCUUGACCCAUCAAAUGUAUGUUAGAGUGAUCAGAGUGAGUGCUCCGUAUUUUGCUCUG